AUGACUGUGCCCAUUAAACCCACUUGUUCUUGGAUUCUCAAAAGAAUAUUGCAGCAAAGGGAGACAGUCCAAGGAAUGUUGGAAUGGCAGCAGGUAAAUCAGGGGAAGAAGUUCCAAACUAGAAAUUUCUACUAUGGCCUGCUUACACAUGAACAACAGGUUUUCUGGCAUAAACUUUUCUAUGAUAACAUGGUCAGGCCUAGGGAGAAUUUUAUAUUAUGGUUGGUCUGUCAUGACAGGCUAGCAACAAGGGAAAGGUUAAUGAGAUUUGGGAUAAUUAAUCAUAAUAACUGUGUGUUCUGUAAUGCUAUUGAAACCUUAGAUAACCUUUUGUUCCAAUGUGAUAUAAUGAACAAAGUCUGGAAGUAUGUCCUUAAUAGAUUGCAGAUGGAGCAUGAACCUGGUAUGUGGCAUCAGGAGCUUGAGUGGGUUAUUCAACAAAGCAAAAGUAGGCAUUGGCAGGCUAGAAUGCUGAGGGCAACAUUUACUAAAGUUGUGUAUAUUUUUUGGAAAUAUAGAAAUGAUAUGGUUCAUGGGAAUAUUGCAAAUGGCAUACACAUAGGACAAAAGAUAAUAGAUAUACUUGCUUAUAGAUUAUGGAUGAGACCUAAAAUCCGGCAGCAUGUAGCUAGCCUAUUAUUGGCUUAG
Vicia villosa (hairy vetch) is the source of this 648-nucleotide messenger RNA. RefSeq lists its product as uncharacterized. The transcript has a single exon. NCBI's taxonomy places the organism in Eukaryota, Viridiplantae, Streptophyta, Magnoliopsida, Fabales, Fabaceae. The coding region runs from base 1 to 648 and encodes 215 amino acids. The record is from RefSeq and is a predicted model, not a curated record.